AUGAAUAUGACUUCUGAUGUACAUGUUGUAGGAGACGAGAACGACGAUAGCUUUGGUUCUUUCCUGGAGGACAUGGACAUGUUUACUCCAAUGGGAGGAGGAGGGACACCCAACUUUCUUCUUCAAGAUGAUCAUGAGAGCAACACCAAUAGUCCCACACCAUUUACUAUUAGUAGUGCUCCAGUGGAAGUGGAAAUUGAACAAGAGCAGCAAGAAAAAUCAGAGCCACAAUUGGAAAAUGAAGAAAAAUCAUCAGAAGAACAAAAAUCAGAAGAAGAUGAAGUAGAAGAGAACCUGUUGGUGGAAUUUCCUCGCAGUAAACAAGAAGAAGAAGAGGAAGAUGAAGAUGAUGAUGAAGAGAAUUCAUUGGUGCAAGUCUCUGAGGAUGAUGAUGAUGAUGAGGAAGAUCCUCCAACAACCAGCAACAGCAAUAGCAAUACUACCAGUAGUAACAACGGCAACACACUGGUGGACACGGUCCGCAAGGGUGCCGUGGCAGUUGCCGGUGGAACAUUGACAGCGGUUGGCUUGGUGAUGAUUCCCUUACCGACUCCCAUGGGAUGUGUCGUGGCUGGGUCGGGCAUGGCAUUGCUGGGCACAGAAUUUGAAGCGGCCAAUCGCGUCAUGCAACAAGUACAAGACUCUGCUGUAGCGGCACGUGACAGACUCAUUGAACAUUGUGAAUCCACCAUUGAAGAUGAUCGACUUGUAGAAGAUGAAAUUGUCGUCAUUACAGCACCAGCACAACCAAUGGAACAACCAUCACAAAUGGAUCAACCAUCACCAAAAGAAGUAGAAAAGGAGGAAGAAGAACUGAUCAUUUCCGUCGUCAACACGGACGUUUACUUUGAAGACGAAACGAAUGAUCGAAGAAGACGCAAUGGACACAAACCGGCACCACCUCUCGAACCCAACAAUCACGAAAAGAAUAAAUCCAUGCUGUCAUCUUAUAUCUAUCAACCUUUGCAAUCGACACGACAAAAAAUUGGAUUGGAAACCAGAGGAUUCCUCGCCACACGGGUAUUGCCCAUGUUACAAAAAACAAAACAAAUGCAGCAACCAAACAACAAUGACGACAGUGACGACAAUAACCAGAAAUGA
Seminavis robusta is the source of this 1101-nucleotide messenger RNA. The record is from the annotation of a GenBank genome assembly. NCBI's taxonomy places the organism in Eukaryota, Bacillariophyta, Bacillariophyceae, Naviculales, Naviculaceae.